Molecule: messenger RNA, 3774 nt
Organism: Ctenopharyngodon idella (grass carp)
Lineage: Eukaryota; Metazoa; Chordata; Actinopteri; Cypriniformes; Xenocyprididae
Gene: senp1
Product: SUMO specific peptidase 1
Exons: 18
Coding region: 435-2654 (739 amino acids)
Biological process (GO): protein desumoylation
Cellular component (GO): nucleus
Molecular function (GO): deSUMOylase activity
Source: RefSeq, a predicted model, not a curated record
AUGUGGGCUUCGGCCAUGUUCUGCUUUUAAAUAAGGAAGAAGCGGGAGGCGUUAAUGCAACUUUGUGUACUCAAUAUCUCAUUCACAGUAUCUCUUACGGUUUCUGAGAAAUUCGAGUCAGUUAGGAAAAAAUAUCCACAACAGAUACUAACACACGGGUAACUCGUUAGACCUCGCUUAACCAUAGAUAUAAUUAAUACUGGGCUGGCUUCUCGCGCGUUAGCAGUUGGUUAGCUGGUUGAGCUAACGAUCAGCGGUGUGGGUUUAUCUGGACUGGUUCAUUCGUGUUCAAGUGAAGGAUUCAGCUACUUUUAAUCUAACAAAGCUGGUUAGCAGUGGCAUGCGGAUGAAGGGCAGAGGGAGCCCGCGUUUGGGACUGCGCUGACAGCCCUGAGGACUUAUCCCGCUAAAAUAAAGGCUUUCAGACUUUCAUCAUGUUUAAUAAGUUCUACGAAUGGAUCGGAACCGGCUUCGCCAGUCUGCGAAACGGAGCUCCAGCUGGUACUGUUCAUGCCGGUUCGGUGAGAGUGGAUCAAGACGGGACAUUACGAAGAAAAAGACCAAUAGACAGUUUGGAUGAUGGAGAUGCAGUUGAUCAGGAGGAGGAGAGGGUGGUGAAGAAAUUCAGAAUGGGAGACUUUAUGGAUACGGUGAAAAAUGCAGCUGAAGGAGUGAAGACCCAUGGUUCGAGUGUUGCGUUUUGGGUGAAGAACAGUGUCACACCUAACUCUAGGAACAUGCUGCCGGCAUCGCCGGGUCCACCUCAAACAGGAAUACCAUCAGAACCUGCAGACAAUUCUGCUGCAUCAGCAUCUUUGUGGGCGGAAAACAAGUUUGGGGAUCGGUCACAUGAUAUACUUGAGGCUCCAUCAUCCAAUACAUUUGUGGCUCCAUCUAGUUCAGUUGAGUGGAAGACAGUCACAAAAUCUGACUCCUUAAGGAUGGAGCAUUCUGUGACCAUAUCAAAAACUAGCAGAAGACAAGUUUGUAUGGACCAUUCACCCCACGAGACGCAUAAAGCUAACGGACACUCGGUUAAUUUACCUGCUGCCUCCUCGCCAAAACCAUCCCCCUCUCCCCGCUUGGGCAGGUCCCUGUACCACCGACCACACAGUUUGCUGUCAUCUGUGGAGACCAGUUCAGGAAAAGCCAAUUAUACCAGCCUGUAUGAGAAGACAUUUCCCAUCCGAGUGGUCCAGAGUCCUUCACAUGGUAACUCAAGCCGUCUCCGGACCAGAGCCCGCUGUACAGCACAGGAGUCUGUGCGUCAGGAGGAAAAGGAGGUUUAUAGGCAGCUCCUAGCCAUGGUCUCCGGUGGCCAGUCGACCUUCCUUCACGAUGGAAGUUCUCACUCCAGCAUUCGCUCGCAUCGAGAUUUCUCCAGCUUCCUGUCGUCCAGUCGAAGUUUUCUUCAGUGUGCCUCUCCAGCAGGCUCCGGUGCUGGUGUUUCGUCCUACGGGUUAUCCAGUCUGCCUCCCAGCCCCCAGCCUGGGUCCAGUCAGGCUUCCAGUGCCCUACCCAGUCCUGGUGCAGCCUCUAGCAUUCCAGAGCCUCAGCUGUGGGCCCAUGACCUUGAGCCCAGCACUAAAAGACCAGCUGUUCCCUCAGCUCCAUCACCAGCUGCCCUUCAGGAUACCUCCUCUCAGGACACACAGUCAUCAGCUCACGAUGGAGACUCAGUCAUUUUUGUAAAGGAGCAACAGGGCAAGAAGCCUGGGAGCUCGAGUGUGCCGUGCUUCCAGGCUGAACUGUGGAUCAAAGAACUGACUAGCCUCUAUGACUCUCGAGCUCGGGAGCGACGGAGGUUGAUUGAAGAGCAGGAGGCUCUAGCCUCUCAGCUCCUGCGCCAGCGUCUCUCUGGAGAGGGUCGAGCCACCCCAGUGAGUGUUGAGCUGAAGGUUCGAGUCCCUCUAGAGAAGGAGGUUCCUGUUGCAGCUGUUAUCAAAGAGCCUCAACCUAUUAAAGAGGAGCAAGAAUUCCCAGAGUUAACAGAGGACAUGGAGAAGGAGGUGAGCAGAGCUCUGAGAGGCGGCAGUCAAGAUGAGGUUCUCAGCAAGGGCUUCCGCCUCACCAUCACCAGGAAGGACCUGCAGACGCUCAACCACCUCAACUGGCUCAAUGAUGAGGUUAUUAAUUUCUACAUGAACAUGCUUGUGGAGCGCAGUAAACAGCCCAACCUGCCCUCCGCUUACACCUUCAACACCUUCUUCUUUCCCAAGCUGCGGAGCUCCGGUUACUCUGCUGUCCGUCGCUGGACUAAGAAAGUGGACAUCUUUUCUGUAGACAUCAUUCUGGUGCCUGUCCACCUGGGGGUGCACUGGUGCUUGUCUGUGGUGGAUUUUCGUAAGAAGAGCAUCACUUACUUUGAUUCUAUGGGAGGAAACAACGAUGAGGCCUGCAGGAUUUUAUUAAAAUAUCUUAAACAAGAAAGUGAAGACAAGAAGGGGCAGAACUUGGAUACCUCAGAAUGGACUCUAAAAAGUAAAAGACCCAAUGAGAUCCCUCAGCAAAUGAAUGGAAGUGACUGCGGAAUGUUCACAUGCAAAUAUGCUGAAUACAUCACCAAAGACCGACCAAUCACAUUCACACAGAAACACAUGCCCUAUUUCAGAAAACGAAUGGUAUGGGAGAUCCUGAACCAGAAACUGUUGUGAUUGGACACUUUGCGUGUGUGUGUGUGUGUGUGUGUACAGAACAUAUUUUGAUGUGUCGUAUGGAUAUGAGGGCUCCUGUGCACUUCAGGAACCCCGAGACAAAUAUGGGAUGCCCUCAAUCACUGGUCAUUUCUAUGCCGUCUAAAUGAAACAAGGGAAAUCCUCAUGCACCUAAAGGACACAGUCUCAGCCUUUAAGAGUCAGGGCAAUGGAUUUUUGCUCUUUUAUAGUUCCCUAUAACUUGACAUGCUUUUGCUUAGCCAGCUAAUGUUUGACUGACUAUGGAAGGAUGUUAUUUUCAUAUAUUUUCAAUCUUUUCUUGUGCUACCAUUCAUCUGCAGUUACUGUCAAUACAUGGUCUGUCUUAAGAUGGAUUCAAAUGAUUUGUUUCUGUUAUUUGGCACAGAGUGUACUUGAUCUCAAGUCAUCUGAAGUCAUAAAUGUUACAGUAAUAUUACAGAGUUUUAUGCUGAUCUUUUUUCACUCUAUUACUAGUAAAACAGCUGGAAAUGACAAUCACAGACUCACUCAGUGGUUUUGUAAUGAAAAAGUUUACUUUGUGACAUUUGAUACCUGUAUGUUUUAUAGAGAAACUGUUAGUAGCUUAGUUUUCUUUUAAAAAAAAAAAAAAAAAAAAAAAAAAGGCUCAAUUAGAGGUCUUUAGGAUGUCUGCAUUUUUGGAAAGACACCAUUUAAGUGAGAUUUGUGGUUCCUCCUUUUUCCUAGGGGUGAUAAAAAGCUCUUGUGCUGCAAUGCUUUUGACUUCAGUAUGUCUUGGGAUGGAGUUCUGCCUUCACUGGCAUGUUUAUUUUUAUCAGUAUUUGCUGCCUCUGAAUAUUUGAGGAGUCUUCUGACAUUUUUUGGCAUCUUGUGGACAGACUGCACUUUUUGCAUAAUCUUCAAAACCCAGCAGCACCAUCUUUUUUUCCUGUUCUUUUGUGUAAGAGAAAACUAUUUUUUGCAACUGUUUCUAAAAAAUUUUCUGCAGGAUAUUGACAAAUAUUGUAUAUACAGUGACUAUACGGUAAAAUUGAAGACAUAUUUAAUACUCAUUUUGUACCUUUUAUUAUCUGUUUUUGUAUGUUGAACAGAUCUUACCAGAAAUAAAUUCCUGAGGUUA